Nezara viridula (southern green stink bug) is the source of this 351-nucleotide messenger RNA. The record is from the annotation of a GenBank genome assembly. NCBI's taxonomy places the organism in Eukaryota, Metazoa, Arthropoda, Insecta, Hemiptera, Pentatomidae.
UUAUUGCUUUAAAUAAUUAAUUUUAACAAGGGAAUCAUUAGUAAAUAUUUUACUCAGAACUUCCAAUGAAAAAUAAUAGGUUUCUACCGGAAACACAAUUAUUAUCGCUGUUCUUAAAGAUGAAGAAGAAGGGAAUUGGAGAAUUGAUAACCCGGACCACUGACAGGGAUGAUUGGGGAGGCGUUGUGGAGAACAAGGCCCUUGAAGGGCUGUAGAGCCACGGAAGUAAGGAACAGAAUUCCACUCCAGCUCACAAGGCCAGGUCAACUCAACAAUGGCUGCAAAAUAACAUUCCAGAGUUCAUCUCAUCCUCGGAUUAGUUCUCAGGAAGCCCUGAUCUCAACUCACUAG